This is a messenger RNA of Carlito syrichta (Philippine tarsier), 1284 nucleotides long. RefSeq names its product selenoprotein S (gene SELENOS). The transcript has 6 exons. NCBI's taxonomy places the organism in Eukaryota, Metazoa, Chordata, Mammalia, Primates, Tarsiidae. Gene Ontology annotation, biological process: endoplasmic reticulum unfolded protein response; retrograde protein transport, ER to cytosol. Bases 108 to 674 code for a protein of 188 amino acids. Gene Ontology annotation, cellular component: Derlin-1 retrotranslocation complex; endoplasmic reticulum membrane; Derlin-1-VIMP complex. The record is from RefSeq and is a predicted model, not a curated record.
ACCGCGGCCGUGUCCGGUAGCGCCACGUGUACGUAGGCGUGGACCGGAAGCGCCCUGCUGAAGGCUGCAGCGCCGCGCGUGUGGGUGGCUGCGCGGAAGUGGCCGCCAUGGAGCGGGAAGAGGAGUCCCUGUCCGCGCGGCCGGCCCUGGAGACCGAGGGGCUGCGCUUCUUGCACGUCACGGUGGGCUCCCUGCUGGCCACCUAUGGCUGGUACAUCGUCUUCAGCUGCAUCCUUCUCUACGUGGUCUUUCAAAAACUAACCACCCGGUUGAGGGCUUCGAGGCAGAGACAGCUGGACAGAGCCGCGGCCACUGUGGGACCUGAUGUUGUCGUUAAACGACAAGAGGCUUUAGCAGCUGCACGUAUGAAAAUGCAAGAAGAACUAAAUGCACAAGUUGAAAAGCAUAAGGAAAAGCUAAGACAGCUUGAAGAAGAAAAAAGGAGACAGAAGAUUGAAAUGUGGGACAGCAUGCAAGAAGGAAAAAGUUACAAAGGAAAUGCAAAGAAGCCACAGGAAGAAGACAGUCCUGGACCUUCUACUUCAUCUGUCAUCCCAAAACGGAAAUCUGACAGAAAGCCUCUGCGGGGAGGCGGUUAUAACCCUUUGUCUGGUGAAGGAGGUGGAACCUGCUCCUGGAGACCUGGACGCAGAGGCCCAUCAUCUGGUGGAUGAGGCUAAGACUCUUGUUAGUGUCGCUUUUGACAUUAGCAAGAUGAAUCCUUAACCCUCAAUUCAAUUGCCUUACGCAUGCUUUUCACAGUGACUAGCCAGGUGAAGCCAGGGUUUAUUUCUGUUCCCUGACUUACCUGCAUAUUUAAGGGCUUCAGUCAGCAUAGGGUAUAGACAGUGCCACUAGGCACUAGGUCAUUGAUCACAUCCCACUUAGACAGUGAUUGCAUCCAUUGAUUUCAUGGUUAAUUGGUAGCUGGUAGGUAAAGGCCUCUAGAUGAUUAACAAUCUUGGUAAAAGAGGCCUAGAAAUGAUCUUUUAAGUUAGAAGUCCUUGCUGAUAGGACAGUCUCUGUGACAGGUUGCGUUGAAUGAUGUCUUCCUUAUAAAUGGUGAGCCCACCAGUGAGGAUUACUGAUGCAGACAGUUGAUGGGGUUUAUUUCUGUAUAUUUAUUUUUAUGUACAGAACUUUGUUAAAAAAAAAAAAAGAGACUGUAAAUAUUAAAAAAAAGUGAGUAACAUUUUUAGCAUCUGUAUUAAAUUCAAGAAAAUUUCCUUAUGAACUUGAAUUUGUCUAUCAAAUAUUAAACAGCUUACUCACAACUUCCAACUA